UUCCUUGCCCGGUCAUUUGCAUCGCGUACGUCUAUCGCGUAUCCGGAAACGUUUUGCGCGGCUGUCAUGUGUACAGUAGGAGUGGGUACGGAUAAACGCAAUCCGAAAGAGGGGAUAACAUUUUCCUUCUUAAAUAAUUUUUAUCAAAACAGUUCUGCAUCAUCGAUUUGCUGCGGUUCUUUGUUCCAUAUACUUUUGCCUCACUUGAUCUCAUGUACUCAUUUGCACCCACUCACCACUUCAUCUUGCUGUUUUGCAUCCUGUCGCUUUCCAGACGAAGAAGGACAAGAUGCUGGCGGUCCUCUUCGCGAGUGGUAUUUGCUAAUGAGCCGGGAAAUUUUCAACCCCAACUAUUGUCUUUUCCGCACAUCGCCUGCCGACCGGGUCACCUACACAAUAAAUCCCAGUUCAUACAUAAACAGUAACCACUUAUCAUACUUCAAAUUUGUCGGUCGAUUUAUUGCAAAGGCAAUCUACGAUAACAAGCUUUUGGAGUGCUACUUCUCCCGCUCAUUUUACAAGCAUAUUCUGGGUGUUCCUGUAAAAUUCUCUGAUCUAGAGAGUGAUGAUUAUGAGUUCUACAAGGGAUUGGAGUUCCUGUUGAAGAAUCAUGUUUCCGACCUGGGUUAUGAGCUGACAUUCAGCACGGAGACAGAAACCCGUGAUCUGAUCGAGAACGGCCGGAAUGUCCCCGUCACGGACCAUAACAAGCGCGAAUACGUGCGUCUGGUGUGCCAGGAACGCAUGACGGGUGCUAUUCGGCAACAGCUUGAUGCUUUCCUGGGUGGUUUCUAUGAGAUCAUACCUAAGCGCUUAAUCAGCGUGUUCAAUGAACAGGAACUGGAGCUAUUGAUCAGUGGUUUGCCCAAUAUAGACAUUGCCGACUUACGCGCGCAUACCAUCUAUUCAAAAUAUCAGGCCAACUCUCCGCAAAUCGAAUGGUUUUGGCGAGCUUUGGAAUCAUUCGAUCAAGAGGACCGCGCACGAUUUUUACAAUUUGUUACAGGCACAAGUAAAGUGCCAUUGGGUGGCUUUGCCAAUCUAGAGGGAAUCCAUGGACCCACUCAGUUCCAGAUCAGUCGUGCUACUGGUUCAAGCACAAGUCAUCUCCCGUGUGCACAUACAUGGUACGUUUUUCAUUACCAACUUACUAUAUAUUGA
Molecule: messenger RNA, 1161 nt
Organism: Echinostoma caproni
Lineage: Eukaryota; Metazoa; Platyhelminthes; Trematoda; Plagiorchiida; Echinostomatidae
Source: the annotation of a GenBank genome assembly